Pelagomonas calceolata is the source of this 1062-nucleotide messenger RNA. Lineage: Eukaryota; Pelagophyceae; Pelagomonadales; Pelagomonadaceae. The record is from the annotation of a GenBank genome assembly.
AUGACUCUCGAAGAAACCAUCCCUGUCGACGAGGAGGGCGCGACGCUCCUUCGCAAGCCCAAGACCAUAGGCAUCAGGCGCGUCGUCGUCGGCGCCGCUCUAGUCUCAUUUGUCAUCGGCGUCCUCGCCGCGACGGCGGUGCGGACCUCUCCCGGGCCGCGCCACGCGUCGAACCUACACAGCAAGCACAAGCACGAGACGACCGAGGUGGACGACGAAGGGCCGCACCCCUACUUUUGGGACGACGACGACUUUCCCGAUGACGGCAUCGAAACUUACGCUUGCGAGCGGAAGUGCACCACCGACGCGGACUGCGCCACGAGGUGGCCGGAGUUCAACGAGUGCGGCGUGUGUCAGAACUGGGGCAAGAACCCCUCGAUGGAGUGCGACCGCGGUACGCGGCCGGUCGCGCCGCCGAACACGCCGAGCCUCACGAUCAAGGACGCGCAGAUCCGGCUUAAGUCGGACCCGACCAAGUGCGUGACGUUCUCCCCCGCGGCGGAUUUCCGUAUUCAUGACACGCUCAUAGUAGACAAAUGCGGAGGCGGUGACGGCGCCGGCCACCGGCUUUCGCUCCAGCAGUUCACGUACAGCUACGAGACUGGCAGCGAAAAGGUCAACGGGGAGGGAAGGAUCGUCUAUGACCACGAUAUCAUUGAUAAGACGAACAGCGCCAACCGGUGCCUUUCCGCCAGCCUUCAAUGGUGUAACCCGAAGACCGGGUGUGACAUGAUCCUCUGGGAUUGCAAGUACCUCGAGUCAAACGAGGGCAAUUUGUACUACGACGGGACUACGAUUAGGGUGUACGAUAACGCAAACAACGGAGACAUGUGCCUGACCGACCACGAGGGCAAGCUCACAAUGGAGAAGUGCAAGGGCAAGGAAGGAGAUAAGACGCAGCAGUGGCAGAUCGGCGACGCGCCGUCGCCGCCGCCGUCUGGCGCCUGCAACAAGGCCUGCCCUUCUGGCAAGGAUUCGGAGUGCUCGUGGCUCGGCGGCGACAAUUCGUGCACCAAGUGCGACACGACAUCCGGGGCUCGCUUCAUGUGCGUGGCGCCGUGA